Asparagus officinalis (garden asparagus) is the source of this 423-nucleotide messenger RNA. Its product is annotated as B3 domain-containing protein At3g06220-like. NCBI's taxonomy places the organism in Eukaryota, Viridiplantae, Streptophyta, Magnoliopsida, Asparagales, Asparagaceae. Gene Ontology annotation, molecular function: DNA binding. Bases 1 to 423 code for a protein of 140 amino acids. The record is from RefSeq and is a predicted model, not a curated record. The transcript has 2 exons.
AUGGGUAACCCCAAGCCAAAUUGCCCUUCCUUCUUCAAGAGAAUCCCAUCUGAAUUCAAGAAGCAUCUUGGAGAAUCAAUCACACAAAGAUCGGUGGUCAUCCGGAACUCUGGAGGCCGGCAAUGGAGGAUCAAGAUGGGCAUUGCUGAUGGGCAUGUCUACUUUCAAAAUGGAUGGGAGAGGUUCAUCUGUGCCAAUUCCAUUACCCAAGGGGAUUUUUUGGUUUUCUUUUAUGACGGUAAAUUCGGUUUUGAUGUAAUCAUUUAUGGAGCUACUUGUUGUGAGAAAGAAGCAUGUGUCGAUGUUCCUAGUGAGAAAGUGACAAUUAAAGUAGAAUCCGAGGGUUCUGGUGAAGAACAAAUUGUGUCACCAAACAUCCUUAUAUUAUCAGGUCCCCUUCUACGAACUCUGUGUCUGAAGUAG